Molecule: messenger RNA, 1600 nt
Organism: Syzygium oleosum
Lineage: Eukaryota; Viridiplantae; Streptophyta; Magnoliopsida; Myrtales; Myrtaceae
Exons: 2
Coding region: 431-1222 (263 amino acids)
Biological process (GO): defense response
Source: RefSeq, a predicted model, not a curated record
UGAAUUUCGACGAGGGAGGCCGAUUCUCGAAUGUCCCUUUUAACAGAGGCUUUUGUUGAUUCUCCAUCACUAGCCCAAUUCCUAGCCAGUUUCUACCAAUUCUUAUAACUUACCUCUCCCUGUGCGCCAGUAUGGACAACCACCUGACCUGAACCGCGAAAGAGAAACCGUUAACAUUAUUGGCACCCACAAAGCUCAACCGUCUCCUUUCACUUCCUUCCUUCCUUCUUCUUCUCUCGAUCUCUCUCCCCUCGCCGGCGGUUCUCGCCGCCAUCUUCUUGGCCGACUCUCUCUCUCUCUCUCUCUCUCUCUCUCUCUCUCUCUAUCCCCCGCACCCCCACAACCGCACUGAACCAUUACAAGAUCCAGUAAAAGAGAAGCUCCUGAAGAACCCACAAGAUUCCAGAGAGAGAGAGAGAGAGAGAGAGAGAUGGAGAGGGGUCGAAUUGGCGAGAGCGCGGUUCUUGAACUCCACCUGAUCUCGGCCCAGAACGUGAAGCCCCCUCCGGCCAACAUGCGCCGCACCGAGACCUACUCCCUCGCCUGGGUCGACCCCGCCACCAAGCUCCGCACCCGCCUCGACCGGGUCGGCUCCGACAACCCCACCUGGAACGACAAGUUCUUCUUCCGGGUCGCCCCGGGCUUCCUCUCCAGCGACACCUCCGCCGUCACCGUCGAGAUCUACGCCGUCGGCUACAUCCGCGACUACCUCGUCGGCUCCGUCCGGCUGCUCCUCAGCACCGUCCUCUCUUGGCCCGACUUCGUGGCCAACAGCAGGCUCCCCUAUUUCACCGCCGUCGGCAUUCGCCGCCCUUCCGGCAUGAUCCAUGGGGUGCUCAAUAUCGGGAUAAUGCUGACCAACGGCUCCGACUUCACGGCCCUGAAAGGAGCGUCCGCGAUCGGCUACCGCGAUCUGAUGGGGCAGUCGGCCGGGGAACCGCAGAGACGAGGCGACCGCCGGAGUGAGAAGAAGAAGAAGAAGAGGUUGAGCGCGGCGGAGGAGGAGGACCGUCGGGAGGCCUCGGGCGGCGAGCCCUGCGAGAAGUGGUGGCACGACUCGGCGGGGGACGUCUCGGACGGCGGCGACUCGACGACGUCGUCCUCGUCGACGGCGUCGACGGUGCUCAAGGAGUGGAACGCGAUGAGGGAACUGGCGGGGAAGGGCCUGAGGCGUUACUCCUGCGGCGGGGGGUUCUUGUGCGGGCUCCCGCUUCAGAGAUAGCUGAGGACGACGCCGCCGAUGCCGUCCAUUCUGUUGACCGGAUUGGUCAAAGCGAGGACCGCGCUAUGACGAUGCGUUGACUUCCUGGUCAAAUGGGUUUUACUGUCAGCAGCUGCGCAGGCCUCUGCAUUUGGAGAAGCGGUGAAAAGUUUUCUUUUACUUUUUGAAUCUGCGUAUGAAUGAGUGGUGGGUGCAAGGUGUAAACUUGUAAAGAGCUUUGAGCACCCUUUUUUACCAUAUGUAACUAUUAGAAUUUUACCCUAUUCAUCAGUUGAUCAGUUUGGUUAGUUUGUCUUUCUGUCUUUGACAAUUUGCAGGCUCCUUCUUCUAAUGUCACCAUUUGUAUUUGUAGCCGGAAUCAUGUUCAACAUUCAUACA